CUUCAGCCCCGAAUGCUGCACCUUCCACUGGACGGCGACGAAGGCGGUUGCCGUGCCAGCGCAGGACUGGGCGGCCUGUGUGGGAGUGUGAGCUGCGGUGCCCCGGGCAGCGCUCCAGAGGGGAAGCCGCGCGGCAGGCUGGAGCUACUCGGCCAGGGUUUCAGACUUUAAAUGAGAAUAAAGGGUGGUAUUUACGAGGAAAUGAGAGUGAAUAAGUCAUCUCUAACCUCUCCCAGCCUUUUUUUCAUAAGAGAGACCAUAUUAAACUUACAUGCUCUCCCGGCUGUGAUUGACCUUCAGUUACAGAGAGAGGGAGCAGAGUGGGACCAGGUCUGAGAAUAGUGAAGCAACUCAUUCCUUUCAGGACAUUCCCUCUGAUGUCCUAUUUUCAAACUGGUCUCUGGAGGAGCCUAAGGUGAUCUCCGCCUUCUCUGGAAAGCAGGCCGGGAAGCACGUGGUGCACAUCGCUUGCGGGAGCACUUACAGCGCGGCCAUCACUGCCGAGGGGGAGCUGUACACCUGGGGCCACGGGAACUGCGGCCGGCUGGGCCACGGCUCCAGUGAAGAUGAGGCCACUCCGAUGCUGGUAGCUGGGCUUAAAUAAGGACUGAAGGUCACCGAUGUGGCGUGUGGGAGUGGGGACGCUCAAACCCUGGCUGUCACUGAGAAUGACAGUGGUGACCCUGGCCAGGAGCGCGGACGUGCUGAGCAUCGUGCAGUCGGCUGCCCAGGCCGUGCUGCAGAGCGGCUGUCCGUGCUGCUGCCCACCACGGAGGAGCAGGCCCGGGCACUCUCUGCUCUCCUGCCCUGCGCAGUUUCAGGCAAUGAAGUGAACCUAAGUCCAGGUCGUCAAUUCAUGAUUGAUCUUCUGGUGGGCAGCUUGAUGGCUGCUGGAGGGUUGGAGUCAGCCUUACACGCAGCCAUUACUGCGGAGAUCCAGGAUACUGAGGCCAAAAAAGAAGCACAGAAGGAAAAAGAAAUUGAUGAACAGGAAGCAAAUGCCUCAACAUUUCAUAGAAGCAGGACUCCAUUGGAUAAAGACCUUAUUAAUACGGGGAUCUGUGAGCCUUCUGGCAAACAGUGUUUGCCUCUGGUUCAGCUCAUACAACAGCUUCUUAGACUGGAGUGCAAUGACGCGAUCUUGGCUCACUGCAACCUCCACCUCCCAGGUUCAAGUGAUUCUCCUGCCUCAGCCUCUCGAGCCGCUGGGAUUACAGAUGAUAGUGUCGAACCAAGUGGAACAAAGAAAGAAGAUCUGAAUGACAAAGAGAAAAAAGAUGAAGAAGAAACUCCUGCACCUGUAUAUAGGGCCAAGUCAAUUCUGGACAGCUGGGUAUGGGGCAAGCAACCAGCAGGUUCAUCAGCUGCUGGAGGAGUGCCGGACAGGAUGAAAGCACAGGAGAACUUUCUGGAUGAUAGAAAUGUUCCAUAUCUUCAAAGGAGGAAGAGGAAGACAGAGCUCUUACUAGAGGGAGGCAGAGAUGGCACAGCAAGAGACAUGCCCCCAGAAUGGCACCACUGCCCCAGGACAGGCCCACCCAUGGGACCAGGAAAUGGAAGCCCAAAGAGGAGAGGAGUUUACAGCAGGCCCUGGACUAGAGAUUAACACAACAACAACAACAGCAACAACAACAACAAAUCUGAUUUAAGCUUCACACAUUCUCGUCCUGUUGUCCAGGCCAGAAUGCAGUGGCAUGAUCUUGGCUCAUUGCAAGCUCCGCCUUCCGGGUUCACACCAUUCUCCUGCUUCAGCCUCCUGAGCAGCUGGGACUAUAGACGCCCACCACCACGCCUGGCUAAUUUAUUGUAUUUUUUAGUAGAGACGGGGUUUCACCCUGUUAGCCAGGAUGGUCUCAAUCUCCUGACCUCGUGAUCCACCCUCCUCGGCCUCCCAAAGUGCUGGGAUUACAGGCAUGAGCCACUGCGCCCAGACUUGUGAGGUUUUAAUAUGAAGUAUUAAAGCUAUGCUGUUUAGACAAUUUGAGAAAUGUUUCUUCUCCUAUUUCUGACAGAGUUGAUGUAAGAUGUGUGCUAUUUCUUCCUUAAGCAUUUGGAAAGAAUUCACUUAUUAAGCCAUGUGAGACUGUAGUUUUCUUUAUAAGGUGUUUAAUUACAGGUUCAAUUACAUAUAUUUGAAUAUUCAUUUUGGUAACCUGUGUUUGCUGAAUCAAUUUGUUCAUUUUAUAUAAAAUUUCAAAGUUGUUCUAUUAUUCAUUUAUCUUUUUAAAUAUUUAUAAGGUCUGCAGUUAGAGUUUCUGCCUUUUGUCUGUUUUCUUAAUCAGUCUCGCUGGGGGCCAUCAAUUUUAUUAGUGUUUCAGAAAAGCAAACUUUGAUUUUAUUCAUCCCUUUACCAUACUGAAAAUGUUUUGCUUAAUUUCCAAACUUAUAGUUCCACUCUGAUUAAAUAUUUGUAUAACUAAAACUCUUUGGAAUUUGUGUCUUCUCAAUGAUCAAAAAUAUGGCUAAUUUUUAUAAAUAUUGCUUCUCCACUUGAAAAGGAUAUGUAUUCUGCAUGUUGAGUGUAGUGUACCAUGUCUCUCAAUUAGAUCGAGCGUGUUAAAUGCAUCCUUUAAUGAUUCUAUUUCCUUACUGAUGUUUGUUUAUUUUUCAGUGGCUGAGACACAGAUAUUAAAGUUUCCCACAAUGAUCGUCAA
Pongo pygmaeus (Bornean orangutan) is the source of this 2654-nucleotide messenger RNA. Its product is annotated as E3 ubiquitin-protein ligase HERC2-like. The record is from RefSeq and is a predicted model, not a curated record. The transcript is spliced from 14 exons. NCBI's taxonomy places the organism in Eukaryota, Metazoa, Chordata, Mammalia, Primates, Hominidae. The coding region runs from base 857 to 1606 and encodes 249 amino acids.